AUGGGCAGCAAGGAAGAUGCAGGCAAGGGGUGUCCGGCGGCCGGUGGCGUCUCCAGCUUCACCAUCCAGUCCAUUCUGGGCGGGGGGCCCUCGGAGGCACCGCGGGAGCCCGCUGGCUGGCCGGCCAGGAAGCGCAGCCUGUCGGUGUCCUCGGAGGAGGAGGAGCCGGACGACGGCUGGAAGGCGCCUGCCUGCUUCUGCCCAGACUCGCACGGCCCUAAGGAGCCGGGCCCCAAGCACCACCCCCCCAUCCCUUUUCCUUGCCUGGGUACCCCCAAGGGCAGCGGAGGCGCGGGGCCGGCGGGCUCGGAGCGCACGCCUUUUCUCUCUCCUUCGCACCCGGACUUUAAGGAAGAGAAAGAGAGGCUUUUGCCCGCAGGCUCGCCCUCGCCAGGGUCGGAGCGGCCGAGGGACGGCGGCGCCGAAAGGCAGGCGGGGGCGGCCAAGAAGAAGACGCGCACUGUCUUCUCGCGCAGUCAGGUAUACCAGCUGGAGUCCACCUUCGACAUGAAGCGCUACCUGAGCAGCUCCGAGCGCGCCUGCCUGGCCUCCAGCCUGCAGCUCACCGAGACCCAGGUCAAGACUUGGUUCCAGAACCGCCGCAACAAGUGGAAGCGGCAGCUCUCGGCCGAGCUGGAGGCGGCCAACAUGGCGCACGCGUCGGCGCAGACUCUGGUGGGCAUGCCGCUGGUGUUCCGGGACAGCUCUCUGCUGCGCGUGCCGGUGCCCCGCUCCCUGGCCUUCCCCGCGCCGCUCUACUACCCCGGCAGCAACCUCUCGGCCUUACCCCUCUACAACCUCUACAACAAGCUCGACUACUGA
Molecule: messenger RNA, 822 nt
Organism: Microcebus murinus (gray mouse lemur)
Lineage: Eukaryota; Metazoa; Chordata; Mammalia; Primates; Cheirogaleidae
Gene: HMX2
Product: H6 family homeobox 2
Biological process (GO): regulation of transcription by RNA polymerase II
Cellular component (GO): nucleus
Molecular function (GO): DNA-binding transcription factor activity, RNA polymerase II-specific; RNA polymerase II transcription regulatory region sequence-specific DNA binding
Source: RefSeq, a predicted model, not a curated record